Molecule: messenger RNA, 2319 nt
Organism: Penaeus monodon (black tiger shrimp)
Lineage: Eukaryota; Metazoa; Arthropoda; Malacostraca; Decapoda; Penaeidae
Biological process (GO): axon guidance
Cellular component (GO): cytoplasm
Molecular function (GO): guanyl-nucleotide exchange factor activity
Source: RefSeq, a predicted model, not a curated record
UCUCCGUUCACCCUACUUUUGAAAGAUUCGAAUUAGACUUGUGAUAAUAGAGACCUGAUAAGUUCUUAGUGCAGCUGCGUUUGUACACUAAGCUAGUAUACUGCACUCAACAUGCAGGAUACUAUAACACUGUAUUAGAUUACCGUUCACUUCUUAAUGUUGUGUGACUGCCUGCUGAGUGUUGGCCUUCAGGUGCUUCUGACGACCCGUGUCAUCUCGGUCCUACGUCAUGGAGGUGGAGAGGGCGCUGCCGGCCGCGCCGUCGAACCGCGAUCCGCUCUUAGUUGUCCACGAAGCUGACGUCUCUUCGGGCGAGCAUGCAGGGGCCAGGUCUGCGCCGCGGCCAAGAGUCGGCAGCUCCUCCUCCGCUGGCAGCUGCUCGUCUGACGCUUCGAGCGACGGUUCUCGCGGGGCAUGCGACGACGCGGUCUGCUCCAGCUCGACGGCCUGGGUUUGGGUGCCGGGGGGCAAGGGGAGGGGCCGUAUGCCCAACGCGGGCUUGGGAAAAGACUUGACGGACGCAUCAGUGUGUGAACUCAUACGUUUGAACAGUUCGGGGAAGAAUUCGGGUUACUCGAAUUUCGAUUUUGCUUUCCUUGUUCGGAGUAAUGACGAGUAUUCUCAUCUGCUUAAAGGAUUACUGGAUGUCCAGAAUAAGAUGAAGGAGCUCACGCCCCAGCACAUCCGACAGCACUUCGACGUCGCCUUCAAACAGGUCGAACUCCUCCAGCAAUUUCAACAGGAAUUAAAUGAGGCAGAACAUUUUCCCAAUUUUAAGAAGAACCUCAUGACUCCUUCGCUUCGAGUCAAUUUCUAUGCUCUAGUCCUGAAGUCUCUGAAAUCUCGCGGCAGCAGGAGCGAACGGGAGAGCCUCCAAAGAGCCAUAGAUUACUUAAAUCUCGUCAACCGGAAAGCCAAUACGGAAAUGACUGUGGCCAGCGUCAUGGAAUGCCCGGUGGACCUCAGGCUCUCGGGUGAUCUUCUGCUUGUUGACGAAUUCCAUUACGUCGCCGGACCCCUCACCAAGAAGAAGUAUACGCUGGUCUUAUUUGAACACAUCUUACUCUUCACUUUGUCCAGCAUCACUUGUUUCAGGCUCAUGACUUACUGCAGACCAGGUCAAAUCGAGUCCAUAGAAAGUGGGCCCGAAAAUGAGCUGCACCUGUACGUGAAACCGACCUUCAAACAGCAGUUCAUCCGACACAUUUUUAGGCCUCGGAACGCGUCUGCUCGAAGCUUAUGGGAAGAGAAACUGCAAACGUUAGUGCCAUCCUACAGAGCCAGCUCGAGAAAGGGUGUGAGUGUGGCCCCACGAACCGCCGACCUUCUUCCUCUGAGUCUCACGUCAGAGUAUCCCCAACUCCAGGCUGCUCUGGUCAUGGUCCCCAAGACCACUCAGUCAGACCCCCUUGGACGUUCGGAGAUUUUCAACGAGGAGUCUCUACAAAAUCUUGUGGUUCGCGAGGAAAAUUACAUAAGACAGUUGUCUCAGAUUACACAAGAAAACCGCGAGCUUCCGAGGUUUGUUUUGAGUAUCCUAACACAAAUCUUGAGUCUGCAUAACAGGAACAUCCUACCCAAGUUAAGAAAGGCAUGUCAACAAGGUCUGCCAAAAGUACUACUUUGCUUCGAAGAUGUCAUGGACGACCUGGGAAUAUAUAGCGAAUACCUCGCCGCCACCGUCCAGGUGAACCACUUGCCUGACUCCGCCGAGCAGCCGGACCCCGUCACGGCGCCUAUCCACCACUUCGUCUUCUACCUCUCCUGGUUAUCCGAGCAAGGGCGCCAGACGGAGGCCAUCGUGGCCGGGCUGCACGCUGUAGUCGCCAACGCCAGGGCUCGCAUCCUCACCGAGGCCAUCGUCAACAGCCGAGUCGACUUCUUCAGGAGCGGGAAAGUCCUACGCUGCGACACGCUGCGAGUGGCGACGCCACACAAGGGCAUAAGAAGUGGAAUCUAUAGGGCACUCUUGUUCAAGAAACUCAUCAUCCUGACGAGGGUGAGAGCGCCCUUCUACGAAUACGUGUGCGACAUCAGACUAGACGAAGUCAACCUAGGUCCCCUAAAGGGCUCUUAUCCGACGGACUUCAGACUAGAAGUCAGAAGGGGGGGAGGGAGAGGUCCCCAGGCCUUUGAGUUUCGCGCGCGCACCCAGGAGGCGAGGGACGCCUGGCUGGCGCACCUCAGGAGGGAGUUUCACGGGCAGGCAGAGGCGAUAAAAAGGCAGUCUUCUUUCUCUCACUUGUGAGUUCUCCAGCGAUUACUUUCAAAGGGGGCUGAAAGCGCACCGGCCACGCGUAUACGCAUGUUCAUUUGAAU